UAAAUACCAUACCUAACCGAAGAACCGCUGCAUCUUGGUGUAAAUGUGUAUGUCCACGUCCAUGUGUAAAAUCCGCAACUUAAACAUUUAAUGUCGUUUUCCAAUGUCCUAAUCAUGCGACAGCCCGAUGAGGGCAAAUGCCAAAUCUGUAAGCGUGUUUUCUGUUGCGGGAAAUGCCGCCAGAAUCAUCAGUUCAAAGCCCACGCCAUUGUUGUACGUGAACCAUUGGGGUUAAAGAGCUCCAGCAACGGAGGAAUCACGGAGCAUCGUCAUCAAAUGGAGUCCGGUGCCACAACUAUUUAUGUUUUCUGUCCGAUCUGCGAGCGGCGACCGUUACUGCUUCGCGAGGAGAUGCACGGCGAGCUGCUGGCCCAUAUCGAGACAUGCCAUUUGCCGUUAAGGUGUAGGAAAUGCCAGCGUAACUAUACACGCAUCGAUGAUCUGCGGGAGUUCAGCAAAUGUGUGGAUCAGCAGCAGAACUGCACAGGGACUAGCUGCAAUAAUCUUACCGCGGACACGGAUACCUCAAAAGUGACGGUGAAGAAGGCGUCAAAUAGUAUAGCCAUCUCUACGCAAACAUCACCGGGCGUAACGCCCAUUUCGCUAAUCAAUAUGCGUUGGAAGGCCAAAAGCCGCAUCACCCACGAGGAGUUCAUCAGCGACAGUGUUUCCUCUAUUCGCAACCUCUCCUCUUUCAGCAACAGUUCCAUACGCCGAUCCAUUGGCCACCUGGGCGUUAAUCCGCCGGAAACUGUAGAGAAGGGAAAGGUCAUACGAUCAACAUCGACACCAUUGCAGUUGGAAUCGGUUUUUGCCAAGCCCAAGGAGCCGAUUACCUUCAAUGCCUCGAAUGGCGGGCAUGUGUCUAGCAUUUACCACGAGGAGCCCAGUCCGGCGCUGGAGAGCAAUUCAGCACAGCAGCAGCCUAUGCAACAGCGCACCUGGAAAAUGAGUGGCCGUAAUAAGAUGAGCGCCGCAACUCCGUUGCGCCAGGUCAUGUCAAAGAGUAUACAGAAGGCAUUUGUAGAGCAUGGGGGCAUGCUGGUCCACCAGCCGCCUUCCGGUGUUAUACAGCGUCGGGUACGUCUCGAUCUUAGCGAACAUAGUUCCACCGAAGGGAUAGGAUCAUCAUCCGCUCUGGAUCUUCGACUUUCACCAGCAAUGCGACGCACUCAAAGUGAGUCCAGCGCCAUAGAGGUCAGCGGCAGCUCCACUUGCUCACGAAAUCCUGAUCCGUACAAGCGGCCGUUCCUUCUGUCAGCCCAGAAACUUACCACCGAAUCAAUAAUUAUUACCAGGAUGAACUCCAAUUCGCAGGAAACCUCCUCCACGGUGUACAACUCCUGUGAGAGUGUGGAGAUUAUACGUUCCACCUCCGAAUCGGCCGAAGUAUGCCAUGUGCCGGCCAUAACGCCCAUCCGCAUUACAGGUACCGGGAUCAAUAAGAAGCAGAUUAAGUUUGAAACUCCGCCGAAGAGCUGCCGCCAGUUGACGGGUAAUGCCGAGGGUGACGAUACUAAGGAUCAGUUUUUUACGCCAGAUCCUGGGACACCGGAACGUCCAGAUCGCCGUCACCGCCAGGCAAUUGUACCGCGACAGCUGAGCGGCGAGUUCUCGCCCAAAAAGGAGAAGGCCAAGGAAAAGGAGAUGACGAUCUUGGCCUUAGUCUCUCCACCACCUCAGCAUCCCAGGAAGCGUCCUCCGUUGCGCGAUUGUCGCCAGCGGAGGGUCUUUAGCGGCGUGCAGGAUGUUGGCGAUCCGGAGUACGCAAGCGGGGACGCAGAUGAGGAAGAGGAUGAGGUGUUCCGGCCGACGAACGCCUCUACGCGCAACGACAAGAAGCAGGAGCCACCUGGAUCCGGUCGCCUAUGGUCACUGAUGAGCUCCAUGAUGCGGCUGCCGGCCACCCUGCGCGGUGAAAAGGAAAAGGACAAGGAUUCGGAUAAGGAGAACGCCGGUUCGGGCUCCCUCAUCCGUCGUUGUGCUUCUAUCGCCGGCUCCCUGGUGCGUCCCAAUGUGAAGGAGUCUUCCAUGGAGGACAACCAGAGUCUCAAGAGGAAACGUACCCAAACGCUGGACAACCAGUACUGCAGCCCGCUGUCACCGUCCAGCUCAUCGAAGCGCUAUCGCAUCCGGUCCAGGGAACCCAUUGAGCGCAUGCGACGCCACUAGGAUUUAAGUUUUAAAUUGCAAACUUGUGUGUUAAUUGUGAAUUUUAUUAAUGUGUGAAUAAAUUUUUUGGCCUUGCA
Molecule: messenger RNA, 2249 nt
Organism: Drosophila eugracilis
Lineage: Eukaryota; Metazoa; Arthropoda; Insecta; Diptera; Drosophilidae
Gene: fs(1)Ya
Product: mitosis initiation protein fs(1)Ya
Exons: 2
Coding region: 91-2172 (693 amino acids)
Source: RefSeq, a predicted model, not a curated record